Messenger RNA from Gaeumannomyces tritici R3-111a-1, 1062 nucleotides. RefSeq lists its product as hypothetical. NCBI's taxonomy places the organism in Eukaryota, Fungi, Ascomycota, Sordariomycetes, Magnaporthales, Magnaporthaceae. The record is from RefSeq and is a predicted model, not a curated record. The transcript is spliced from 3 exons. Bases 1 to 1062 code for a protein of 353 amino acids.
AUGGAACGCUUCUGUUGGCAGUACCUACAGCUAGAGAGCUCCCUAGACUUCCCCGCGCCCGAGGCCCUGCGCGAGGAGGCGUGCCAGGAGGAGCUGUUUCGGCGCCUGUUUGCCGACGGCGCCCUGGCCCACCCGCCGCCGCACCGGUACCAGCUCGCCGUGCUCAAGGAGCUCUCUGAGGCGACGGCGGCGCAGCAGAAGAGCUACGUAACUUAUCACCUCUCGCUGCUCGAGCCAGCCCCAGCAGCCACAGAAAAGGGAUACACGACAGCAGCAGCGACCCCGACCAUCGCGCUGCUCGAGGCGCGCUCGCUCAUAUCGGCCUUGGGCACGACGGGCCUGCGCACGUGGGAGGCGGCCCUGCACCUGGGCCAGUACCUCUGCGCGUCCGACUCGGGCCGCCUGGCCGACGGCGGCACCGUUGUGCGGGGCCGGCGCGUGCUGGAGUUGGGCGCGGGCACGGGGUACCUGUCGGUCCUGUGCGCAGCGCACCUCGGCGCGGCGCGCGUCGUGGCGUCGGACGGGUCCGACGACGUCGUCAACGCCCUGCCCGACAGUCUCUUCAUCAACGGGCUCCAGCACGACCCCUCCUCCUCCUCCUCGCCGGCCCGCGUGGCGCCCAUGGACCUCAAGUGGGGCCACGCCCUCGUCGGCACCGAGGACGCGGCCUGGGACGGCGGCAGGGGCGUCGACAUCGUGAUCGGCGCCGACAUCACGUACGACAAGGGGCUGGUCGGGGCCCUGAUGGGUACGCUGGUGGAGCUGGCGGGAAUGUUCCCCGGCGUCGAGAUCGUGAUUGCGGCCACGGAGCGCAACAGGGAGACGUACCAGGCCUUCCUGGACGCCGCGGGCAGGUCCGCAGAGCUGCAGGUGGUGGGCCACGUCGACUUUCAGGUCGAUGGCAGCAGGGGGCCGUUUUUCGACAGCGCCGUGCCGAUACACAUCUCUUGCUUCAAGGUCUGCCAGACAAGCAGCAUACUAGGCCCUAACGUCAAGCUAGCCCCUCCAAUCCUCAUCGUUCAAGCUACAGGCAAGCUAAGCGCUCUCGCAAUCGCUGUGUAG